CGUGAUUUCGUAGUGAGCUAUCGUCGAGACGUGAUUUCUUUCCGACUUCAGUGUUCUGCAGAAGUGUACAGAUUAAGAACAAACCCACCAGCAGGAUGACGGUUCCCAGUGCCAUGGAGGCACCGUCAAAGGCGACGCCCGGUACCCUGCCGGACGGAGCGAACGGUUCUGCCAAAGUGAAGGCCAUCUUUCAUGACACCAACAACAACGAAAUCAUCAUGGGCGACGACAUGACCGUCAGUGAGAAGGAGUUGAACCAAUAUAUGGAGCACUAUAACCGUUGGAAGCAGUCCGCCCUGGGGAAGUGGCUCCAGGAUCAGCUGGAGGAUAAGUUCGGGUGGAAGUUCGGCGCCGAAAUUAAGUGGAAAAAUGUGGCUAUGAUCGGGGCACUGCACCUGGUCACGGCGGCUCUCUUCUUCGUGUACGUAUGGGAGUCCACCGUCUAUACCUGGCUCUGGGGAAUAUUCGUGGGAGGAUGCGCCGGCUUCGGCGUAACGGCCGGCGCCCACCGGUUGUGGACCCACCGAGCGUACAAAGCGAAACUGCCGCUUCGCAUCCUUCUGAUGGUCUGCUUUUGCAUGUCCGGUCACAACAGUCUGCACGAGUGGGUCCGCGAUCAUCGUAUCCACCACAAGUACUCCGAAACAGAUGCCGAUCCGCACAACUCAAACCGUGGCUUCUUCUACGCCCACGUUGGUUGGCUACUGCUAAGAAAGCACCCGGAAUGCAUCAAGAAGGGCCGGCUGAUCGAUAUGACCGACUUGCUGGCCGACCCCGUGGUCAGAUUCCAUCAGAAAUUCUUCCCGCUGCUGAAGACUUUGUUCACCUACGUUAUCCCGUCGGUGAUUCCGUGGUACUUUUUCGGCGAAGGUUUCCUCCUGUCGUUCCUGGCCAACUGCUUGCUGAGAAACACGAUGACACUCAACUUUACCUGGCUGGUGAACAGCGCAGCGCAUAUCUACGGGCACAGGCCUUACGAUAAGCGCAUCCGACCAGCAGAGAACAAAUUGGUGUCGAUCGUGGCAAUGGGCGAAGGAUGGCACAACUAUCAUCACGUGUUUCCCUGGGACUACAAAGCGGCCGAAAUGGGCGACUACCGGAUGAACAUUACUACCUUCUGGUUGGACCUAUUUGCUAAGAUCGGCUGGGCGUACGAUCUGAAGGAACCAUCGAAGGAACUCGUCCAAAGAAUAGUCAACAAAUACGGGGAUGGAACGUACAUCACGACCAAAAUCGAACACCUGCAAGAGGUACCGGAUCCCUACCUACUUAAGGCCCAGUAGAGCAGUGUAAUUUUUAUUCUCAUUAGUCAAGCUCCGUGAGUGUGUUAAGCGUUAGUGGUAAGGUUCCAAUUAAAU
Molecule: messenger RNA, 1358 nt
Organism: Sabethes cyaneus
Lineage: Eukaryota; Metazoa; Arthropoda; Insecta; Diptera; Culicidae
Product: stearoyl-CoA desaturase 5-like
Exons: 4
Coding region: 96-1283 (395 amino acids)
Biological process (GO): unsaturated fatty acid biosynthetic process
Cellular component (GO): endoplasmic reticulum membrane
Molecular function (GO): stearoyl-CoA 9-desaturase activity; iron ion binding
Source: RefSeq, a predicted model, not a curated record